GUACCACAAGGAAGGGAUAAAAAGCCAGGAUUCGGGCGGUGUGUUAAUAGCUCCAGUUUUUGCUUUUUAAAAAGCGUUUUGGUUUUGUGAACUAGAGAUUCAAUGUCGGGACGAGGAAAACAAGGAGGUAAAGUGAGGGCAAAGGCUAAAUCUCGUUCUUCGCGAGCAGGGUUACAGUUUCCUGUAGGUCGCGUGCAUCGUCUUCUCCGCAAAGGUAAUUAUGCUGAGCGGGUGGGGGCUGGUGCCCCAGUCUAUAUGGCCGCGGUGCUGGAGUAUCUGACCGCUGAAAUACUGGAGCUGGCUGGCAACGCUGCGCGAGACAACAAGAAAACCAGGAUUAUCCCCCGUCAUCUGCAGCUCGCCAUCCGUAACGACGAGGAGCUGAACAAACUGCUGGGGAAAGUCACUAUUGCUCAAGGUGGUGUCCUACCCAACAUCCAGGCUGUACUACUGCCUAAAAAAACUGAGAGUCAUAAAGCGAAGAGCAAGUAAAAAUAACGGUCUAUUAAAUCAACCCAAAGGCUCUUUUCAGAGCCACCCACAAUAACAAAAAAGAGCUGAGUUUCUAAUACACGAACAAUUUUCUGCUUUAGAAAAAAGAUCUUCUGCGUGUCGCUUAAAUCUUGGUUUGCUUUUUAUUAAG
Gopherus flavomarginatus (Mexican gopher tortoise) is the source of this 643-nucleotide messenger RNA. RefSeq names its product histone H2A.J. The transcript has a single exon. The record is from RefSeq and is a predicted model, not a curated record. Gene Ontology annotation, molecular function: DNA binding; structural constituent of chromatin; protein heterodimerization activity. Gene Ontology annotation, cellular component: nucleosome. Lineage: Eukaryota; Metazoa; Chordata; Testudines; Testudinidae. The coding region runs from base 103 to 492 and encodes 129 amino acids.